AUGGGAAGACUGGGUCAAAGACCUACAAGACUCAAAUGCGGUUUGGGAUGGACACGGCCACCCAUACUCAUGCAAGAACUUUGCUCCGUCUUGUCCAGCGAGCUUCGGGCGGGCGUCUUCCCGACUCCCAUCCAGGUUUCCGACAUGGUCCGGCUUGGCUACCUCCUGUUGCUACCACAAGAAUUGGCGAUUGGCACGUACUGCAAAGACUUGAUGCGUCUCUGCGACUUCCAGUACCCCAUUGGCCUCAUGCAAGAUUGGGUCAACAAUCCACGGUUCUUCUCUGCCAAAUUCACUGGGUCUUCUCAAGGACUCCUGUGCUGGCAUGUCUUCAUUCCUGAAGCCUUUGCUUGCGAGGCCGACCUGAUCUUGGCUGCAAACUUGGACAUCCGUAAGCCCAGUUGUGCUCCCUUCUAA
Molecule: messenger RNA, 417 nt
Organism: Cylindrotheca closterium
Lineage: Eukaryota; Bacillariophyta; Bacillariophyceae; Bacillariales; Bacillariaceae
Source: the annotation of a GenBank genome assembly